Telopea speciosissima is the source of this 1857-nucleotide messenger RNA. Its product is annotated as MLO-like protein 12. The record is from RefSeq and is a predicted model, not a curated record. Gene Ontology annotation, cellular component: membrane. Gene Ontology annotation, biological process: defense response. Lineage: Eukaryota; Viridiplantae; Streptophyta; Magnoliopsida; Proteales; Proteaceae. The coding region runs from base 54 to 1559 and encodes 501 amino acids. The transcript has 14 exons.
UUGUGAGAGAGAGAGAGAGAGAGAAAAAAAGGAGAAGAAGAAGAAAAAGAAGGAUGGUUGCGUCACUGGAGGAAACACCAACAUGGGCAGUGGCUACUGUUUGUGCAAUUUUGGUCACCAUUUCCCUACUCCUUGAACAUGGUCUCAAUCUUUUAACUAAGUUCUUUCAAAGAAACAGGAGGAGAUCUCUGAAUCAAGCUCUUUACAAGAUAAAAUCAGAGUUAAUGCUUUUGGGGUUCAUCUCUUUGUUACUAACGAUCAGCCAAAGACCUGUCUCCAAGAUUUGCAUCCCUAAGAGUGUCGGUAAGACAUUCCUUCCUUGUCAGAAUUCUACAAUUCCAAGUGAUGUGGUGGAAGAAUCCAUUUGCCAAAAGAAGGGAAAGGUUUCUCUUUUGUCCAGAGAAGGUGUCCAGGAGCUCCAAAUCUUAAUAUUUGUGUUGGCUUUGUUUCAUGUUUUAUCCUGUGUUCUAACCUUCGGUCUUGGGAUGGCCAAGAUGAGACGAUGGGAGUAUUGGGAAGCAGAAACAAGGAGAUUGGAAUACCAGUUUAACAAUGAUCCAAGGAGGUUCAGGCUCACCCAUCAAACAUCAUUUGGAAGACGACAUCUGAAGUGCUGGAACUACCAUCGUCUACUUCGCUGGCCUGCUUGUUUUCUUCGACAGUUUAAUGGCUCGGUCUCAAAAGCUGACUAUUUAACCCUUCGUCAUGGAUUCAUUAUGGCACACUUUUCAGAAGGAAGUAAUUUUGAUUUCCAAAAGUUCCUUAAAAGAGCUUUGGAUGAUGACUUUCAUGUGGUGGUCGGUAUGAGCCUCAGGGUUUGGAUUUUCUCUGUAUUUUUCAUAUUCUUCCAUGCACAUGGAUUCUACAAUUACUUCUGGCUUCCCUUCAUUCCUUUGGUGAUGCUUCUUUUAGUAGGGACAAAGCUUCAAGUUAUCAUAACUAAGAUGUGUUUAGCAAGUGGUGAAGUUGCUCCUGUUGUUAAGGGAACUUUCCUUGUGAAACCCAGUGAUGACUUCUUCUGGUUUAGCCAACCUCGAUUUCUUCUCCACCUUAUUCAUUUCAUCCUAUUUCAGAACUCCUUUCAACUGGCAUUCUUCACGUGGACAUGGUUCAAGUUUGGGUUUAGGUCUUGCUUUCAUAGAACAACAGAGGACAUUGUUAUAAGGAUCGUCAUGGGCAUCGUGGUUCAAGUUCUCUCUGGUUAUGUAACACUACCUUUGUAUGCCUUGGUCACACAGAUGGGCUCAUCUAUGAAUAAGGCUGUAUUCACCGAGCGAGUCCUUGGGGGACUAAAGAACUGGCAUGACGGUGCCAAGAGGAAUAUAGCUACCAGCAAAACCAAUUUAACUGCUCCUUCCCCAGAUAUCUCCAUUUCCUACACUGUUGACACUUCUGUCUCUGGAGGGCAAGAGUUUGAAAGCAAGGAAGCAGAGAAGAUUGAGCCAGAAAUGAAUGAUCAAGGAAGCUAUAAUGGAGAGAUUUCUUUUCGGAAUCUAGAUGAGCUGAUUGCAGAGUUACCUGAAGAUAGUUUGCCAAUUCAAAAUCAGAAUUCCCCUUAAAACAGAGCUUGAACUUUAGACUAUUAAGGGGAUACCUGCAAAGGGAGAACCAGAAACAGAUCACUGUGCUCUUAAUUGCAUCACUAAAAGAGGUCUAGUUUGCAUGAAGCAUGAUGCUCUCGUGGGCACUUGAGAGACUCCCCUCAGUUUCUAACCAGCUGAUGGCUUCAGCAAUCAACUAACAGCUAUAAUGUCAUGAAAAUUUUCUUGUGGAGCCAUUUCAUUGACCAUUCCUUUGCCUGUUGGGCUCAUGUAGUAUCUUUCAUUGCACAACUUGUUCACCAUUUUUGUACGUCUA